Molecule: messenger RNA, 8629 nt
Organism: Hippoglossus stenolepis (Pacific halibut)
Lineage: Eukaryota; Metazoa; Chordata; Actinopteri; Pleuronectiformes; Pleuronectidae
Gene: lats2
Product: large tumor suppressor kinase 2
Exons: 9
Coding region: 606-4127 (1173 amino acids)
Biological process (GO): hippo signaling; peptidyl-serine phosphorylation; positive regulation of apoptotic process
Cellular component (GO): nucleus; spindle pole
Molecular function (GO): ATP binding; protein binding; protein serine/threonine kinase activity
Source: RefSeq, a predicted model, not a curated record
AGGAAUGUUAACAAUGCAGCGAGUGUCCAACUUUGUGCUGAUUUCUGAGAGUGUGGAGAAAAUGGAGGCUGCUUUCAUCACAUCCACUCAGCCCGUCCGCCUCCUCUGAUUCCCCGCGGCCCGCUCUCGGCUCCUCGCUCCGGGGACACGGAACUUUUUUUCCUUGUGGGUUUUAAAAGGCGUCAGUCUGCGGGGAGUCGCUCCACGGACCUGGAGACAUCGAGGCUUCUUCUUCUCACAUGGCGCAGAUUGGCAGCAUCAUGGUUUGGCUCCGCAGUGCCCUCGUGACCGGCUGCAUUUCCUGGAAUAAGCUGGAACCUGAACCUUGAGAGCCGCACCAUGGAAUGUUUGUAGUAUCCCCACAUCAGCCUCAGCCACCCCACCAGCAUCGGCAGGAAUCAGAAACACAAAGAGAGACGCAAACAAAUAAAGGGACACACACAGGGACUCCCAGAUCUGCUGCGGGACACUCUUUAUCUAUUUAGGUCAGCCAGCUUGAAAGGGAUCCUUCGGAGGGUGCAGGGGAGUGAGUGUCAAUUUGUGUGAGUGCAUGUGCGUGUGUGUUUCCCUUUUAGAGUAGGUGCCUGUCCUCGGGCACUGAGGCCAUGAGGCCAAAGACUUUCCCGGCCGCCCCGUACGUGGGCAACACGCGCCAGAGGCUUCAGGAGAUCAAGGAGGGUCUGAAGCAGCCGGCCAAGCUGGUGAGCCAGGCCCUGCAUGGGGGCAGCUCCCGGGCCGACGGCGGCCGAGGGGCCGACUGCAAGAGCGGAAAGGACACAGCAAGCCGGCAGCAGCAGCUCCGACCCCCGCAGAAGUUUAACAACUACCAGAAUGCCCUGCGGGAAAUCCGCAAGUCGCUCAUGCCCUUCGCCAAUGAGUCGGGUCCAUCCUCGGGGUCGGGGCACCCUGCAGGCGCUGGGGAGGUGAACCGGCAGAUGCUGCAAGACCUGGUGAACGCCGGCUGUGACCAGGAGAUGGCAGUGCGGGCAUUGAAGCAAACAGGAAGCAGGAACAUCGAAGCGGCCUUAGAGUACAUCAGCAAAAUGGGUUACCUUGACCCUCGCACUGAGCUCAUCGUCCGUGUCAUCAAGCAGACUUCACCAGGAAAAGCUGGCAUGCCAAACGCUAUGGACCACCGGCCUGCGAUGGAGGCUUCAGGAGAAGCAGCUGUGAUGCCUCCAUACCAUCAGAUGGGGGCUCCCAUGUAUGAGGGGGCAGGGGGAUAUGGCCCUGAGGGUGAGAUGCCCAGACCCUACAUGAGCGCCCCCCCUGUGAUGAACUACAUGAUGCCCCAACCUGGUGCAGCACAGGGCUCUGCCAUGGGAAACCCGAUGGGUAGGCCUCCCAGUAUGGGCACCUAUCCACCAGUGAUGGCCUCCCAAAACAACCCAGCCAACACCAUGUACCCUCCAGGGGGCCAGCAGAAAGGCUACCCUGGGAGUAUGGAGCAGCACUGUCCCAUGAUGAGCUACAAUGUUCCUGGUCAACCUCUGCAACUCCAGCCACAGCCACCAGGUGGCCCUGUUCCAGGUCCACACUAUGACUACGGUCAUGCCAGGCCUCACAUGAUGGAGCCUGCAAGCUAUGGCGUUAAGAGGACCCCCUCCUUCCAGAACAAGAUGGCACCGCCCCCCAUGGCGCCCCAAGACAACUACGUCAACAUGCAGGGGAAAGGGGUCAUGGGUCAAAAUGGAGGAGGAGGAGGGGGAGGGUACCCCGCUAACCUGUACUUGCCUCCUCAUUCCCACCCCCGACAGGCAAGCCCCACCUCCCACCAAGUCCACAUGAUGUCCCGGUCUCCAGGUGGAGUGGCAGCCAUGGGCCCUGACUUCUCAGAUCUGCCGCAGAGCUUGAUGACACCGUCCAGAGCCAGCCUCAACCUGGACCUGUAUGAGCACCACUGGGCAGGGCCCCCAGGCCCCGAAGGGGCCCCUCCAGCCAGGCAACCCCAGCCCCAGGGCCCAUUCAGGGGGGAGGUGCGCGUCCCCAGUAGAACCAACUCUUUCAACAGUCGCUCUGCAGGACCCAACGUUGUCCGGCCUGCGAUGGCUGCACCUCCUGCAGCUGGAAAACAAGACUCCUCCUUGGGCCCACCAAACACCAUCACGGCUGUAACAUCCCCACCUAUUCAACAGCCCGUCAAGAGCAUCCGUGUGAUGAGGCCAGAGCCCAAGACAGCGGUGGGGCCGUGUCACCCAGGCUGGAUGACGGCUCAGGGCCAGGAUGCAGCAGAUUCUCUGGCCUACAUGCCGGAGGAGACUUACCCACUUGAGCCUGCUCAGGAGCAACGCUGCCCACCACCACCUUACCCCAAAAGUCUGCUCAUGUCUGGCACAGCUGGCGAACCAGGGGCCCUGGAUGGAGCCAUGUGCGGAGCUCAGGACCACAGCAACCCUGCAGCCAGAAGCACACACAACGGCAGCGGAGGGAGUGGAAAGGGAGAAGAGAGCCAGCAGGUGAAAGAGAAGACGAAGAUGGGCAAGGGAGAAAAACCUGUGAAAGACAAGAAACAGAUCCAGACGUCACCUGUUCCAGUGAGGAAGAACGGCCGUGACGAGGAGAAGAGGGAGUCGCGCAUCAAGACCUACUCACCUUUCGCAUUCAAGUUCUACAUGGAGCAGCACAUAGAGAACGUGAUGAAGACCCACCAGCAGAAACUUAACCGCAGGCUUCAACUGGAACAAGAGAUGUCGAAGGCCGGACUGUCGGAAGCGGAGCAGGAACAGAUGAGGAAGAUGCUGAACCAGAAAGAGUCCAACUACAACAGGCUACGCCGAGCCAAAAUGGACAAGUCCAUGUUUGUCAAAAUCAAGACGCUGGGCAUCGGCGCCUUUGGUGAAGUGUGUCUGACGCGUAAAGUGGACACGUGUGCCCUUUAUGCCAUGAAAACCCUUCGCAAGAAAGACGUCCUCAACCGCAACCAGGUGGCUCAUGUGAAAGCGGAGCGGGACAUCUUAGCGGAGGCAGACAACGAGUGGGUGGUGCGUCUCUACUACUCCUUCCAGGACCGUGACAGCCUGUACUUCGUCAUGGACUACAUCCCCGGAGGAGACAUGAUGAGCCUGCUCAUCCGGAUGGGCGUCUUCCCCGAACCUCUUGCACGCUUCUACGUGGCGGAGUUGACGCUGGCCAUUGAGAGUGUCCACAAGAUGGGCUUCAUCCACCGCGACAUCAAGCCCGACAACAUCCUCAUCGACCUGGACGGACACAUCAAGCUGACAGACUUCGGCCUGUGCACGGGCUUCCGCUGGACACACAACUCCAAGUACUACCAGAAAGGAAGUCACAUCAGACAGGACAGCAUGGAGCCCAGUGACUUCUGGGACGACGUGUCCAACUGUCGCUGUGGUGAUCGGCUGAUGACACUCGAGCAGCGCGCCAACCGGCAGCACCAGCGCUGCCUGGCUCACUCCCUGGUGGGAACACCUAACUACAUAGCACCCGAGGUGCUGCUGCGCAAAGGUUACACCCAGCUGUGUGACUGGUGGAGCGUCGGCGUUAUCCUGUUUGAGAUGCUGGUGGGACAGCCGCCCUUCCUGGCUUCCACACCCACCGAGACCCAGAUUAAGGUCAUUAACUGGGAGAGCACGCUGCAGGUGCCUGCACAGGUCAAACUCAGCCCAGAGUCUGUCGACAUAAUCGCUCGCCUCUGCUGCUCCGCAGAGGAUCGACUGGGCGCCAAUGGAGCUGGCGAAAUCAAGUCCCACCCCUUCUUCACCCAGAUGGACUUCUCCAGCAAUCUACGGCAGCAGCCAGCCCCCUACCGGCCCAAGAUCGCCCACCCAAUGGACACGUCCAACUUUGACCCUGUGGAGGAGGAGGGCGGCCCCGGGGCAUGGAGUGACAGCGGGGACAGCACCCGAGCUUUGGACAUACUCUUCUCCCCGCAUGGGAAGCACCCAGAGCACGCCUUCUACGAAUUCACCUUCCGCAGGUUCUUUGAUGACAACGGCUGCCCUUUCCGUUACCCCAAGCCGCUUGAGGCCAGCGAGAUGCCGUCGAGCAUCACCGGAGCCAGUGGCAUGGGGGAGGAGGCGGAACAAGACGAGGAGGAGUUGGAUGACGAAGAAGAAGAUGAAGAGGAUGGAGAAGAGCAGGGAGAGGGAUGUGAGCCAGUGUACGUGUAGAGCUGCAGACUGAACUCUUACUCACGUUCAUCAUUCAGCUCGUGACCCUCCCGCCCUCCACCGCUCUUCUUCUGUUUAUGUGUCUCUGUGUGUUUAUGCAUAUCUGGCAUGUGUGAUUGUUAACUUGAGGGAGCGGGAACAUCGCCACCUUGUGGAAUCUAUAGUGCCUCCACCCUGACUUCAAAUACAAGACUCCCCUGAUCCGGGACCAAGAGACAACAUUCAGCACGUCACUGACUGCAUCAAGGGUGAAGCGUAUGCGGUUUGCAGAGCAAGACUCAGACUGUUCAGGUUGCACUGAGAUCCAUGGGAACGUAAGGAUGUCUGGAUCCAAUGGUUCUAGUUAGAGGACUGCUUCUGGUUCUUCCAGCAGUUUCUUCUCCCAUUCCUUCCACCCUUGGUCUUACGGACGAUCGAAACACCUCGACGGUGAUUGUCUGACACGGGAAGUUACUUCCUGUUCUACCUGAGCUGCUUUUUACGGCAAUGUGAAGAGUGGAACUAGUUUACUUGUUGAUCGUGCACGGGGGAAGGGGGGGAUUCGGGUGGGGUGGGGACUAGCGACACACCUCUUUCACAGCUGCUGCAAAAUAAGCUACAAAAUGCAUGCGUGCACGCACCCACACUUAUUCAGUACAGGUCGUGUUCGGGUCACAAAGGAUGAAAGUGCCUCUUGUCUCAGAAGUCGUCUUAGACCAGAUAGACAAACAAAUUCUCCUGAAUUUCACCAACAGAGAAAAGUUGUUUUUGGCGUGAAAGAGAAUUCGACAUUGAAUUUUCUAUUUUUUUAAUAUUUCUGUGCCUUUUCUCUUAAAUUUCUACCUUUGUGACAUGAAAUUUAAAGGAGACAUAUGAUGCUUUUUUCAGUGUUUCUUUCCUGUAGUGUGUUGUAUGUAAAAGUGCUGCAAAGCCAAAAAGCCCAAAGUCUGCAGUAAAGGGAGCUCCUCUCCCCCACAGAGAACACUGCUCCGGAAGGUCCUUAAACGCCUCAUCAGACGUCCGGCUGAUACUUCUGCACCAUUGUGACAUCACAAUGCCCCACAUUUGCAUAAUGCAUGCCUAACAGCUAGUCUGACAUGCCCCCUAACAAAGCCGGGCACAGAGAGAGCGAAGGCCAACAUUUCCUACGCGUUCUGGAAAUAGUUGACCAAUCACAACAGAGUGGGUCAGCUGCCCAAUCAGACUGGGCUUUUUUAGGAGGGAGGCCUGAAAGGGACAGUAGCUAAAACUAAGUGUUUGAGACAGAGGCUGAGAGAGGAGCUGGACAGUCUGAGGAAAGUGACACUCUUUAGAAUGGUCAAACUGAGUAUGAGCAGAAUAUGUCUCCUUUAAAAAGAAAAUAGAAAGAAACCAAACAAAAUAGUUUUUGGUCGUUCUGUCCUCUACAUCCACAGCUGCCUCAUUUUGUGCCAACUGUCGUUAAUGUUUUGUCCUGUAGAUGGAGCCAGAUACUCCUUCCCUCAGAGGAUGCUGUUACAAAUAUCCUCCUUAUUGUGAAAUACUUCCUGUUACUGACUCUCUGUCUGGACUGACCAUUUCAAACGUUACCUCCAGAAAAAAAUCCACAACCUACACAGACGCAAAGAGAGUCUGUAGAGUUUGCUUUGGGCUCUACAGCCAGAUUUCAUUUCCAGUCUGAUCCAAGACUGAACCACUUAUUUAAACCAGAAAUUUCAAUCUCAGCCUCACAUGCAGUUCAUUUCUGCUUGUAAAUCAGAUGAAAAAUACAUUUUUGUUCAUAUGAUCCAUCUUGUUUAUUGAGGGGGACAGAUUCUUUCACGCGUUAGCACAACAGUUUCUCAUGCUUUGUUUGAAAGACUGAUUCACAAAGGCCUGAAACAUCAGCUCAGGUCUCUGACUGAGAAGUACAAACACACACAUACACUCACAUUGACCAAGAUGUACACUUUUACAGCUAUUUCUGAAAGAUCAGCCCCACUGUUGCAUUUUAACUUAACCAGCCUUAUCGGAUCUCUGGAGGCAGUCACAACAACACAAAGCGACGCGUUCUUACAACAGCCAAACAUGUGAUAGUUUGACUAUGUGCAAUACAAAAAAAAUACAUUAUAUAUAGUUUUCUAAACACUUACUAUCUUUUUUUUUUUUGUUGAGCUUUUAGUACUGAAAUGUACAAAUAUAUUGGUUUAUAUAUAUUUUCCUUUUCAGUUACAUCAUGCUGCUUAUUAAUGUGGUUAAUAUUAUUUACAUUAUUAUUAUAAUUGCUAUAACAUGUGUACCUGUUAUUUCCUUUCAAAAGAAGUGUUGGCUCAGUUGCCGUGUGUGCGUGGGUUUUGAAAGUACCGAGCUAUGUGCCUUUUCUAAUUGAAUGUUGGAGUGUGUGUCGCGCCCAGUGACAGCAGGCGACGACGAUGAUCAGCGUUUGCAGAACCUUUGCUCGCUUUGCCUCCUGCGGCCGGGCUGGUCCUGAACGCAGGAGAGAGGAGCGUGGCAAAGGUUUCACGGUUCAGAAAGAGACGAUAGAAGUUAGAGGAGGAGCGAGGCAGGUCGGCUUUAGGAAAUGUAAUUGUAAAAUAAGAAUGAAUUGCUUUCUCUAUUUUACGAACAAACGGUUAAACUUCAGUUAAGAGUUGGUGUUUGGUACAUUUUCUUUAUUUAUCCGAAAUGACCACAAAGUUUGAGUGAUUUUAAACUCUGUACAUUUACUACAGAAUCGUACUACAGAAUCGUUCUGUAUCACUCAGCAGAUGACGCGUCAUCCUACACCUUCAUGCUUAUUGACAAUCAGUAAACGGUGACCGCUCUCUUUGAACUGAGCUGUGCGCUUCAUUAAUACCCAGCCGUUCCAACAGUAUUGUGGAUUUGACUCAAUGAUGGGAAACGCUAAAGAAGUCAAAACUUGUCCAGUGAUUAUCAGAUUCAGAACUGGUUGAAUGAUGAAAAAUGUGUGGAUAAGAUUUGUUACAGAUGAUUUUUUUAUUAUUAUUAUUUUGCUUGACAAUGUAUUGAACGUUCAGCUUUUUUAUGUAAAUGUGCCUUGUGUUCUAAAGUGAGCAGCACAAUCUUUAAAAGAUUUCCUUCUCUACGAUCUCUUCUUCACAGACAUCUGUUAUUACUGUUGAUGUGGGGAAACUGACAGAGCAAAUUCUGUUCCACGUUCUCACUGGCUUUGUUUACAUGCACAAACAUUAUUGUUGUUAUUCUGGUCAGCAAUUUACCUCAAGUAGAGCUAGAAUGGCUCUCAGUAGAGCUCAUACAUCUGCCAACAAUCCCCUUAAUUGUUAUCAAACAGUACGCCAAAUUGCACACAAUCGGAUAUAAGCCCUCAAAAUAUGGCCAAAUUUAUAAUUCGAUUUAAAGAAAUAUAUAUAAAAUAUAUACAAAAUAUUUCAUCAAGUUUCCUAAAUUGUGCCCUGGGAAAUUGGUGAGAAUGUCAAAAUAAUUCCCUAUCUCAAAAUGUUACAGAAUUUGCAGAAAAAAAAUAUUCCUGGAUCCGGCCCUUUUUCAGAUCUGCGCUAAAAUUUGAUGUUUUUCUUGGCCCGUGUCCUAUCGUUCCACCAGGUUUUGUGGACAUUUGUUCAGGAGUUUUGCGUAAUUCUGCUGAAAACAAACCAGCAGACGGGGGCGAAAACAAAACUUCCUUGGUGGAUAAUUCGAGGAUGCUAAGGUUGAGGAAAAGUGGACAAAGCAAUAAAUUAAAGCUACUGCGAUCAAAGACUGAAACGACCUAUCUGAAAGUGGCUUUUUUUCCUUGGGUGACAUGAUAACACCAUUAAAAUGGUGUUUACAGUGACUCUGUUUCAGGAUGGUUUUAUUUGUAGUGGACUGUUUGGAUUUAAUUUCAUAGACCUGAAAGAAUUUUUCAAAUGCGAAAGUGUCUGUAAACACAGCCAGUGUUUCCUGUGAGCUGCUGACCUGAGCCACAGUCUUCUGCAGAUCCAUCACCGAUGGAUGAGGUGCCUUGCUCGUGGGCACCAUGACUGGGACUGUUAAAGCAGGCAGACGUUGCUCUCUCACUCUUCCCCAUCCAGUUGUUUCUGUGAUCCGGUCCAGACGUCCUUCCACAUCUCUAAACCUCUCGUUGACCAGGACAGACUGCUGCAUGAACAAAUAGCUUUAUAACGACUCUGUGCAGAGUGUGUGUGAGUGCCACAAAGUGUGUGAGGUGUUUCCUGGAUGUGUUUUUUUAAGGUUAAAGAGUGAUGACUGACAAUCUUCAACUGACUUGAUUUCUUCACUUGUGUAUCUUUUUCAUUUUGUAUUUUUACUCUAAGGAGCCUCUGCUCAUUUUUGAUGCUUCUUAAUGUAUGAUACAAUUCUGUUACUCUUGAAUUUAUAUUUAUACAGAUAUACAUAUUUUUUGUAUCUUUUUUCCCCCCUUUGUGCUAAUGUUCAAACAUCCAUGUCUACACAGUAUUAUAGAUGAUGUAAUGUGGACAGCUAUCUCUUUUUUUUACAUUUAUGUAUGAACUGAGAAUUUGUAAAAAUGCUUUCACAGUCCUUGUGUGUAAAAUGUAUGUAUAAAUUAAAUUAACCAAUGUGGA